Lucilia cuprina (Australian sheep blowfly) is the source of this 4838-nucleotide messenger RNA. It is a transcript of the gene loco, whose product is annotated as regulator of G-protein signaling loco. Gene Ontology annotation, biological process: signal transduction. The record is from RefSeq and is a predicted model, not a curated record. The transcript is spliced from 2 exons. NCBI's taxonomy places the organism in Eukaryota, Metazoa, Arthropoda, Insecta, Diptera, Calliphoridae. Bases 153 to 4505 code for a protein of 1450 amino acids. Gene Ontology annotation, molecular function: GTPase activator activity; protein binding.
ACGUUCUAUUAUUUUCAAAUGUCAAAUCGGUGGUUAUCAACAUAUUUACGAAGUGGUUCAUGAUGUUAGGAAAAUCAUAUUUAUUGCUAAAGAGUUUUUAAAGGAAUUUCUCAUACAAUUAAUCGGGCCAUCUGGCAUUAUUGGCAGACAUAAUGCAUCAUCACCAUCCACAUAAUACUACAUCACCAGCAGCAGGGGUAACAAAUUCGUCUUCCACACAACCACCCACCCAAAGAAGACGUAAAAAGCGUCCCAAUUAUGGAACCCGAACGGUAGAAGUUAGACGUGGUUAUAGUGGUUUUGGUUUUACCAUCUCCGGCCAGCAACCUUGUCGUUUAUCAUGUAUUAUACCAAAUUCUCCGGCCGAUCAGGCAGGCCUAAGGGCUGGUGAUUGCUUGAUAUCAGUGAAUGGUUCUAAUGUUUCCAAAUUACCACAUGAAACCGUCGUCCAGCUAAUAGGAAACUCCUUUGGUAGUAUACGCAUGCAAAUAGCCGAACAUUAUUACUCAGAUAGUACGGAUGAAGAAAAUGCUGCCACAGGUUCCCCAGCCAUUCCCUCCUUGGGUCCUUAUAGGCCUCGUUAUGUCUACCACAAGACCAAACAGCAACGCAUGAAAAAUUCUCCCAUGAAAAAAUAUGAAAGUCUUUUGCCUUUACCUCGAACAACACAACAACCUUCUAAAAAAUGUCCUCUUAAUGCGGUGAAAAAGCCAUUGGGGUCAGAGGUUAAGGUAACUGCUACCAAGCGUCCUUUAUCAGAAGAACUUAAACCUAGCUUUUCAGCUUGUUCUACUUCUUCUACUGUUGCCAAUGUUAGAGCCAUGGUAAGAGCCCCCUUAACCAGUGCUGCUUUGGAGUAUAGAGCAGUGGUGGGCUAUUUGGGUACCAUAGAAAUGCCCAAACAAAUUUCCCAUAGCAGUAAACUGCAAACAGUACGCUCCUGUAUACGCAAACUAAGGCAAGAAAAACGUACCCCCUCCACCGUUUUGAUGGUAAUUUUACCCGAUUGUUUAAAAUUGCUCUCGAAUACAGGCAAUGUCAUGGCAACUUAUGCCUCAUCGCGUUUGAACUAUGUGAGCUCUUCGUCAGAAAGUGAAAAUCGGUUUUUUGGUUUGGUAACGAGUGCCGUUUAUAGCUCGCCUCCUGAAGAAAACGAUGACGAAGAAGAUGCCUUAAAUAUGGCCUCACAUUCCUCCAACACCGAUCAUAUUAGCAUAUCAAAUUCUUGUCAUGUCUUUGUGGUCGAUACUAAAUUAUGCGAUCAUGCUCAACACUUAGCCAAAGCUCAAGAAUUUCGUAUAGAAUGUACCAAAGAUCCCAUAUCGAGUUUAUGUCUAGAAUUUCCUAACAAUUCAGAGUAUGUUGUGAAUCUUAUAAGGAGUAUGUAUACCAUGCGUAUAAUACCACCGGCCACUCAACGUUCCAUGUCAGAUGAUCCCAACCUGCAUGCUGGGGGACGCCAUCACAAUGCCACCGCCCAUUCGCCUCAACCCAGCAAUCAUAGUGAGAUUUCCACUACCACUUCAAAUUCAGAUUCCGGUAUAGGCUACAAUAAUGACUGUACUAAUAUUACUGACCGUAUAGUGGUUGUGGACUUUCCCCAACAAAGGUCUCAGGCUAACAUACAUGCCGCCUUAAAUAUUGGUCAACAAAGGCCUCAUAAUAUAUGCCAACAAGAUAUACAAGAAGAUAUAGCCUCUACUUCUUCGUUGGCGGCCAAUAAACGUUUAACCGUAAGAGCCAUGCCUGAUCCUAAAAUUCCCUAUAUUCUCAACAGUCCAGCAAGAUGCCUACUAACCUCCCGAUCAUGUGAUGAUGUUUUGAAUCUCUUGGAACAAGAAGCCGAAAAUUAUGAUAAUGAUCAAGAAGCUUUAACCACAAUGCCGCAGCAAUGUUACGCUUCUAUGGAUGAUAUAUCAUUACAUGCAACCCAAACAGCAGAGGAAGAAGAGCAUCAGUUUUUGAAACCCCUUAAUAAAACAGACACAAGUCAAGAAGAAAAUUCUAAUGAGCCUCUUCUGACACAAUCGCUAGAAGACAAGAAAAAACAAUUGAAAUUGCAAUUUGACACUUGGAAUAGUUUACAAAAUUUAUCAUGUCAAUCGGCCGAAAUAGUACUAUCUUCUCCCGACAAACUAGCCAGUACACCAGAUUUAUCAAAAAUUGAGGUAAGCACUACUACUUCACCAUUUGAAAGGGGCUGGGUGCAAACGUCCUUAAGAACUCCGCGAGCCGACAAACAUACCUUGCAAUUCUCUUUAACACCUGAAACUAAAAACAAUAAAAGGCCGGAAAUUUCAACGGUUAGUAGAUCUGGUUCUUUAACAACAAGUGAUGUGGAGCGCAAUUCUCUAAACUUUGGAAACUCAUCAAAUGAUUUAACAAAACCUUUGCCUAAAGGACCUACCGCCUGGGGCACGUCUAUAGAAGUGCUACUAGCCGAUCCGGCGGGAAUCAAAUCAUUUGCGGAAUUCUUAAAACUAGAAUACGCCGCAGAAAAUAUCUUCUUUUGGACCGCCUGUGAACGUUUUAGAAAUAUGGAGAAUCCGGCGGAAAGACAGGCGGAAGCUUUAAUAAUCUACACCAAACAUUUAUCAAAUGGCUCCUUUGAGCCGGUUAAUGUAGAUUCUAAAGCACGCAGUCUAGUGGAACAGAACUUAAAUAAUGCCGAUAAAAAUCUUUUCCAUCCGGCACAAAAACAAAUUUUUAAUUUAAUGAAAUUUGACUGUUAUCAACGUUUCCUAAAGUCCGAUUUGUACAAACAAUGUUUACAGGCGGAAAAAAAGGGCAAACCUUUGCCCUAUACAGGUGAAAAUCUAGAUGAACUACUUAAAACGACAAAUUUUUCCGAAAGUGCCUCAUCAAAGUUAAAGAAAUCGGCAAGCAACGCCGAAGAGGGGCGCCGACGUAGAAGUUUACUACCUUGGCACCGCAAGGCCAAUCAUGCCAGAAGUAAAUCUCGUGAUAGAAUAGCAAUAGAAAAGUCGAAUCAAGAAAAUGUUGCUGCCAUUCCAACCACAAAAUCGCUAUUAACGCCAAAUUAUGCUAUAUCGAAAUCAACGCAAUCAAUACAUGGCUCUAAAACGUCUUUGGCAUCUAUCGAGGCCAUACCAGUGGGAGAAUUGAAUAACAAUUUUUGUCGCGUUAAAUUUCCCGAUGGAGCCACCUCGGUUAUACAACUGAAGUCAGACGAAACUGUAGCUCAAUUGGUGGAAAGACUUUUUGAAAAACGUAAUCUCAAUUAUCAAUUUUAUGAUGUCUCUAUUACGGGACCACCACAAAAAAGCAUAGAACUGCAAUCCUUAGCUCAAGAACUGUCACGCAAAGAGAUUGAAAUCGAACAAAGGGUGGCUUUUAAGUUAGAAUUACCCACUCCAAAGGUGAUAUCGGUUAAAUGCAAACCCAAGAAACAAUUGUAUGAAGUAGUAAGACCCAUUCUACAAAGAUACAACAUCAAUCCCGAGAUAGUAGAGGUGCUAAUGAAGGAUACUCAAGAGAAAGUUGACUUAACUCAGCUGGUGACAUACAUCGAUAAUCAACGUUUGCAGGUGGUGUUGAAAAAAACCUAUCCACCUUUACCUCAAGCCAUACAAAAUCGAAAACCUUAUGCUCAGUCUAAAAACUCUAUUAUUAAUGGUUUACAAACUGCCCAGUCGGCAUUGGAUGAAAUUACCAAUAAUGUUUUUAGUGACUUAAUGGAUGUUAAAAAUCAGGAUGUUACCACAAAACCAGCAAAACUCGAUCAAUGUUCUUUGAAAUCAGAGGAAUGUAACUCUGAAUCUUCUUCCUUUCUUAAACGCAUACGCAAUGGCAAGAAAAAUGAAGACAUACUCGGCAUGAGUUUAAUUAAAUCAAAAAAAUCUCUACCAGUCACCACUGCAGCAGUAGCUGAAUGCAAACUUGCUAUUAAGGAGAAAAUAAAAGCUGGAGUUAAACAACAAUUUCCCUCAAAAGUGGCCGAGAAACAAGAUGACUUAUUAGAGGAUUUAAAACGAGCCCAGUUAGCUCGCCUAGAAGAUCAAAGGGGAACAGAAAUUAAUUUUGAAUUGCCAGAAUUCCUAAAAAACACAGAUAAUUUAAAUAGUUCCUCAUCAAGUUCUAAUAAUAAUGAGAAUUCCAUAAACACUACACCAGUGGAAAGACCACCACAACCAGCACCUCGUCUAUCUAUAAUAAACCCGAAUAAAACUAAACCUUCCUGUAUAUCGCCGAUGAAAAUUGAAGAGGAUCCAAAUUCCACAGAAGAUAUGGAAGAUCUAAAUGCCUCCAUAAAGGGACCACCACCAUUGCCACCAAAACCCAAGGUACUACCCAUUAAACCCUCCAAUUGGGGCGUUAAUAUCAGCCAACAUAAUAAAACAUCACCAUUGCCAACGCCUACAACUAUUAACAAUAACAAUAAGUUAACAAACGCCAAUGUAGCUGCCAUAUCAUCGAAUAAUGUUAUAGUCUCACCCAGUGCUCGUUGUGCCUAUUUGGAUCAACCUAGCAGUAGUUUUGUUUAAACUACCCACUUUCCUUAUCCUAAAAUAAAUGAAAAUAAUUUAAUGUAUAAAUUUAAAUUUGUUUAUUUUUAUAUUAUUUAAAUAUAGAUUUUAUUAAUGUCCUUAAUAUGUAUUUCUGUGUAAAUAUUUAUUGUAAUUUUUUUUCUCAUUUUUUUUUUAAAUGUAACCUUUAAAAGUAUUUUUCACUAAACAUUCUCUAUUUUUAUAUAUAAAUAUUUUAAAAAUAUUCAUGCGUAUUUUAGUUUUUAAGACUAUGAAAAAAAAAUAACUAAAUUUCUGUGUGUAAUUUUAUUUAAAAAAUAAAUUUCGAUAAAGUAUUAACCAAUUAAAAAA